Oikopleura dioica is the source of this 1047-nucleotide messenger RNA. The record is from the annotation of a GenBank genome assembly. Lineage: Eukaryota; Metazoa; Chordata; Appendicularia; Copelata; Oikopleuridae.
AUGAAACUCGCAGCAACUCUUUUUACCACCGUCCUCGGAGGCGCCGCAGAUUACUCUUCGAACGGAGACAACUGGACUGGAACUUGUCAAACUGGCCAAAGACAAUCGCCAAUUCACAUUGAUGAAACCGGAAACGAUAUCAUCACGAAAACAACCUUCCAAGAUUUCAAGGUCGAAAACUACGAUACUCCAAUGAAAUGGAAGGUUAUCAACAAAGCAACCACGAUCCAGCUUGAACCCAACGCCGGCAGCCCCGAGAUGAAACUCACCGGUGGUUACCUUGGCUCCGAGUAUAAACUCCUCCAAAUCCAUUUCCACUGGGACGUCAACGCCAAUGGACUUCCCGUCGGGCCACAAGGCUCCGAGCAUACUGUUACGAGAAAGGGGCAAACCGCAAUCACCCCGUACCGUGGUGAAGUUCACUUUGUUCAUGGCAAAGUUGGCGCCGACUUGAGCGACUUGAGCACUGCUGCUGGAGAUGACCUUGCCGUUCUUGGUUUCUUCCUUGAUGUUGAUGACAGUCUGCCAAAGAGCUGGUUCGAUUACACCCUUGAUGAUCUGAUCGAUGUCAAUGUCCAAGACACUGCUUCUCCUCCAACGGCCGAGAUUGAAAUCGACUGGACCGCUUCAUCCAUGCUUCCAAAGGAACUCGAUGGAUUCUGGAGAUACGAAGGUUCUCUAACAACUCCUACCUGCAAUGAGAUUGUCCGAUGGACUGUCUUUGAAACCCCACUCACAAUGAAACAAGCUUCCUGGGAUAACCUUGUUAAAUCCGUUGGAUUAGCCGCUGACAACACCUCGCCCCAUGUUCCUUCAAACUACAGAAAUGUCCAGCCACUCAAUGACCGAAAGAUUUCUUACUACAAGAAGUCAAAUGUCGUCGCUCCUUCAUCUUCAAAGAAAAAGUUCGGCACCAAGGUUGCCUUCGGAACUCUUCCAAUGAGCUACAAGGAUCCAUUGACCGGCCAGAUGAGCACCAAGCUUCAGCAAGUGCAGAAGGUUCUCCUUUGCUUCGGAGAAGAUGAGAAGCUUUGCAUGUUCAUGUAG